Glycine soja is the source of this 1112-nucleotide messenger RNA. RefSeq names its product pathogenesis-related protein 5-like. The record is from RefSeq and is a predicted model, not a curated record. Gene Ontology annotation, biological process: defense response. Gene Ontology annotation, cellular component: extracellular region. The transcript is spliced from 3 exons. Bases 35 to 898 code for a protein of 287 amino acids. Lineage: Eukaryota; Viridiplantae; Streptophyta; Magnoliopsida; Fabales; Fabaceae.
CUUAAUCCCUUGACCGAGAAAAACACACACAAAGAUGGCAUUGCAUCUUCAAACGAUCUUACCAUUCACUUUGGUUCUAGCAAUAAUUUUAUCAGGGCAAAGAACAUGCGAGUGCGCCAGAGUUUUCACCAUAGUAAACUACUGCAAGGAGACCCUGUGGCCGGCAGUGACACCGGGAGAAAACUUCAAUGGCGGUGGCUUCGUCCUAAAGCCGGGCCAAUCCACCGUGUUCACCGCCCCGGUCAGCUGGAGCGGCCGCAUUUGGGCUCGAACCGGUUGCAAGUUCAACCAAAACGGAAAUGGAAACUGCCAAACCGGUUCAUGCGGCACAACCCUAAAAUGCUCAGCCUCGGGGAAAACGCCAGCAUCACUAGCGGAAUUCACUUUAGCACAAGUUGACUACUACGACGUUAGCCUCGUUGAUGGCUUCAAUGUGCCCCUUUUCGUUAAGCCCAUUAACGGAAAGGGAAACUGCACCACUGCUGGGUGUGACUCUGACCUCAGAGCCACUUGCCCCAACGAGCUUGCUGUUAAAGUUAACGGCAAAACCGUCGGGUGUCGUAGUGCUUGUGAUGUGUAUAACACUGAUGAGUAUUGCUGCAGAGGGAAUUAUGGGAAUCCCUCUACAUGCAAUCCCACGUUUUAUUCGAAGAAGUUUAAGGAGGCAUGUCCAACUUCUUACAGCUAUGCUUAUGAUGAUCCAACUAGUAUUUUCACUUGUUCUGGGACGGAUUAUGUGGUAGCCUUCUGUGCUUCCAGGAAACAACAGGUAUGCUCUUAUCAUAGUAACAAGCUUCACUGCAGUGGAUCACUAGGGUUGAAAUCGCUAACUGGAAGGUGGUGGAUCGUGAUGAUGAUAACAGUGUUUUCGGUGCUUAGUUUGUGGAUUGGAUUCUAGGUCUAGACCAUGAUCAAAGUUGAUUCCACUAUAAGAGCCCGAUUCAUUAAGUUUAAUCAAUUUGAUGAGUUUGUGUAAAUGGAACCCGUUUUUAUCUCUUUUUUUAUGAGGAUGUUACUUACGAAGGCUCUAUGUACGUGUUUAUUUUUAGUGUAAUUUCUUUGUAACCACGGUAAUAUACUGUAUAUGGGAAGCUGUUCAUAUUUUUCUUUAA